AUGCGCAUCUCUUCCAUCGUGUACGCCGCUAUCUCCAUCGCUUCCGCGGUGGCCCAGAGCAUCCCUGCAGGCAGCCAAAUCCAGCUCCACCUCGCGAACUACUCGACGUACUGCCUCGGCGCCACCUCCGCCACCCUCCAAGCCCCAGUCCUCAUCGAAGUCUGCGGCGCCGCGAACACGACGUUCAAGAUCGGCCUGGACGACCCCACAACCACCGGCACGAAGUUCCAGCUCGUGAGCCCUGCGACGGGGCCCGGCACGCCCGUCCCGUUCCUCUGCGUCACCGCGAGCGGGUCGCAGGACGGCAGUGCGCCGCUCGUCAUGGACACGUGCGAGGACGAUAAGUUUGAGAAUUGGCGCGUCGGCGCGGGAGAGGGCACGGGGGAGAUCGUCUCUCUUGCUCCGUCGGACGGCGCGUUCUGCCUCACUGCUGCUGGUGCGGACGCUGGUGCCGCGAUCGAGUACCGUCCAUGCACCAACGACGUUAAUCAGCAGUGGACUGUUGUUGUCGUUGACAACUAG
Messenger RNA from Peniophora sp. CBMAI 1063, 522 nucleotides. NCBI's taxonomy places the organism in Eukaryota, Fungi, Basidiomycota, Agaricomycetes, Russulales, Peniophoraceae. The record is from the annotation of a GenBank genome assembly.